This is a messenger RNA of Osmerus eperlanus (European smelt), 1847 nucleotides long. RefSeq lists its product as uncharacterized. The record is from RefSeq and is a predicted model, not a curated record. NCBI's taxonomy places the organism in Eukaryota, Metazoa, Chordata, Actinopteri, Osmeriformes, Osmeridae. Bases 253 to 1368 code for a protein of 371 amino acids. Gene Ontology annotation, molecular function: GTPase regulator activity; protein binding. Gene Ontology annotation, biological process: regulation of inflammatory response. The transcript is spliced from 5 exons.
GAGGAACAGGAAGAGAGAAAGAGAAGACUGACAGACAGUUUUGGAGAAAGCUUGACAUGCUUGUGAAGCUAGGCAUAGCGGGUUGUUUUCACAAAAUAUUUAGUCAACCAAGUUAAGAAUGCUGUUCCUACUCAACGCUGGUAAUAGAAGAUGAGAUUGAUCAAAUACUAGAUUGAAGGAAGAAAAAGUUGUCGCUUUCAUCAAAAUUAGAUUAAACCCAGUGGGAACUUCCCAGUGGAAGUGGAUGUUACCAUGGAAUGCUCAAAACGUGAAGUUUCAGUGUUUGAAGAGCAACACUUGGAGCCUCUUAUUAUCGUUGAAGAGGGGGACAUUACUGAGAACACAGUCGUUAGAGGACCAGAGACCAUGACUGAAAAAAGUUGUGAUGAUGAAGAUAGUAUACAGGAGGCUGGACAAAUAGAAAAACUCAGCAGUAAAAGUGAAGAGGAUGGAAACCCUGGAAGAUACCCAUGUCAGGUUAAACAAGAGUACAACAUAGAAGAAACAAAUAGAUAUUCAAUAAAAAACAAAGAAGAAAACACAUCUCCAGGUUCUGACAAAGUAGAGGAACCAGGUGGUGGAAGAACAGAAGAAAAUGAGAACAACCAAAAGAUUAUUAAAAAAGAAACAGAUGGAGAGACAACAGGUAGAGAUCACAAGAGACAGAGUCAGGUAGGAUUCAGGACUGAAGAAAUAAAAGCCAAAAAUACUGAAGAAGACCCCAAGUUGCACAUCGAAACGUCAACACAGGCUCUACAAGUGGAUACAAACAAACUUUCACCCUCUGACCAGCCACUGAAUGAGAUGUUCAGCACGGUAGACACUCAAAAGCAGGCUCGACGAUUAACCCCUGAUUUCCCAGACACACUUUAUGAGCUGCUGUGCACAUUGCAAGAAGGAAGACGUCUGAAUGACCAGCGCUGCUCUUUCAACAUGGAGAUAGGGGGGAGGAGGCGGAGGUGCCACUCUGAACCCAGUGUCACCAUGCCAACCAACAGAGUGAUUUUUUCCUCCAUGACUUCACUGCAGAAAGAGGAGUUCUUUGAGUUUGUUGCUACAUCACAGGCACGUCGACUGGACGACCAGCGGGCAGAAUUAUUAAAAACCCCACCUCCUAAACCCAAAGCCAACAGGAUACGGGGCAGUAUAAAACUCUCCAUAGUGAGAAAACCUCCCCCAAUAGCAGUACCCAAGGAGGACUUGUACAAUAUGAUUCUCAGCUCACAAGCGCAGGGCAGACUGGAGGAGCAGCGAAGUGCCGCUCCAGGGCCCAUGGAUGACGAGGACUUCUUCUCUUUACUGCUGAGGGUUCAGGGGGGACGCAUGGAGGAGCAGAGGACUGAGCUUUCCACAGCUGUCAGUACCUGAGAGCGCACCAGAAAGUGGAUGGGAAACAAAUAAUGCAAUUUAUUCCCUAUGCUGCCGCAGCUUUGAUCUGUCAAAAACAUUUCUGGAUAUGUGUUUUGAGUCUGUGUUGAGUGUUGUAUGACAUAAUGCCGCAAUAGUGUAGUCAUAAUUUAGGCCUGUGUCAGAAUGUGAAUAAUAUGGGCAAUUUCUACUGCAGUUUUCCUGACCAAUUCCUAAUUCCUAAUUCCUGCUUCUUUGAAGAUGUCUUGUGGAAUCACCUAUUAAUAGACAUUUACUUAUAUCUACAGUCUUUUUGCCUUAGAUAUAUUGUUCCCAACUUUUUUUUGGUUACAAUCGUAUAGGUGUAAAUAACAAAUAAGCAAUGCAAUCCUUUUGGCCCAAGAGCUCUGAAAGAAUGUUUUAACAGGAUUGGACAGUGUUUCCAUAUUGUUGGACAAUGCUCCUCAGGAAAAUAAACAAGAUGGUGAAGGUCACAAUCA